UGCUGGGGGGUGGGGUUGCUUGGUCCUUUCCUACUCGGCUAUGUCAGACAAUCAGAGUUGUUAUUCCUCCAGCUCCGAAGAGAACCCCGAGACCGAGCCUAGGCUGCCUGUUGAGCUCUGCGGGGUGCUCAGCAAGUGGACCAACUACAUUCAUGGGUGGCAGGAUCGUUGGGUAGUUCUGAAAAGCAACACACUUAGUUAUUACAAGUCUGAAGAUGAAACAGAGUAUGGCUGCAGAGGCUCUGUCUGUCUGAGCAAGGCUAUGAUCACGCCCCAUGACUUUGACGAAUGCAGAUUUGAUAUUAGUGUAAAUGAUAGUAUUUGGUAUCUCCGAGCUCAGGACCCAGACCACAGACAGCAGUGGGUAGAUGCAAUAGAACAACACAAGACUGUAUCUGGCAAUGGAUCAGAGUCAAGUUUACGAUGCCAUGGCUCCAUGGUGUCUCUUGUUUCUGGAGCAAGUGGAUACUCUGCAACGUCCACCUCUUCAUUCAAGAAGGGCCAUAGCUUACGUGAGAAGCUUGCAGAAACGGAAACCUUUAGGGACAUCUUGUGUAGACAAGUUGAUACUUUACAGAAAUACUUUGAUACCUGUGCAGAUGCAGUUUGCAAAGAUGAACUUCAGAGGGAUAAAGUGGUAGAAGAUGAUGAAGAUGAUUUCCCUACAAUGCAAUCCGAUGGGGACUUUUUACAUAACAGUAAUAGCAGUAAGGAAAAAUUGUUUCCACAUGUGACACCCAAAGGAAUUCAUGGCAUAGAUUUUAAAGGAGAAGCUAUAACUUUCAAGGCAACUACUGCUGGAAUCCUUGCUACACUCUCUCAUUGUGUUGAACUCAUGGUAAAACGUGAAGAAAGCUGGCAAAAAAGACUAGAUAAGGAGAUAGAGAAAAGGAGAAGGGUUGAAGAAUCUUACAAAAAUGCUGUGACAGAACUGAAGAAAAAGUCCCACUUUGGAGGGCCAGACUACGAGGAGGGUCCUAAUAGUCUGAUUAAUGAAGAAGAAUUCUUUGAUGCUGUUGAAGCUGCUCUCGAUAGACAGGAUCAAAUGGAAGAACAGUCCCAAAGUAAAAGAUUAUACUGGCCAACAUCCUUACCUUCUGGAGAUGCAUAUUCUGCUGUGGGGGCUCAUAGAUUUGUCCAAAAGCCCUAUAGUUGCUCUUCCUCCAUGUCUUCCAUUAAUCUAGUCAGUGCCUCAGAUGUUCACAGGUUCAGCACCCAGGUGGAAGAGAUGGUACAAAAUCAUAUGACAUACUCCUUGCAAGAUGUAGGAGGAGAUGCAAAUUGGCAGGUAGUGGUAGAAGAAGGAGAAAUGAAGGUGUACCGAAGAGAGGUGGAAGAUCAUGGAACAGUUUUAGAUCCUUUGAAAGCAACACAUGCUGUUAAAGGAGUAACAGGGCAUGAAGAUUGCCACUACUUCUGGAACGUCAAUGUUCGUAACGACUGGGAAACAACAAUUGAAAAUUUCCAUGUUGUGGAAAAUUUAGCUGAUGAUGCAAUCAUCAUUUACCAGAUGCAUAAGGUAAUAACACUUCACCUGUAUACACACCUUAGUUAGCCUG
Molecule: messenger RNA, 1559 nt
Organism: Pezoporus flaviventris
Lineage: Eukaryota; Metazoa; Chordata; Aves; Psittaciformes; Psittacidae
Product: ceramide transfer protein-like
Exons: 14
Coding region: 41-1555 (504 amino acids)
Biological process (GO): ER to Golgi ceramide transport
Cellular component (GO): Golgi apparatus
Molecular function (GO): phosphatidylinositol-4-phosphate binding
Source: RefSeq, a predicted model, not a curated record